AUGGCACCCUGGCUCCGUUUCCUGGAAGCCUACAUGGUCCGAGCCCUCCUCCGCACCCCCGCCUUCCACCGCGGCGUCGAGAAAGUCGUCAAGCGCGUCCACCAAUUCCGCCACGGGAUCCCGCCCGAAGAGAUGGGCGGCACCAAGAUCGAUAUCGAUGGUCCUCAAGGCGAGGCAGGCUUCGGGAAGCACUUCCUCGAUGAGGUGAAGACACAAAUUGGUGCGGCGGAGCAGAGAGAGACUGCUAGCGGUGCGGUCAGGACGCAGGGUGUGAAAGACGACAGUGUGAAUGUGAGGAGGGCGGUGCCGGAGGAGGAGGAUAGUGAUGCGGCGUGGCAGAAUAUGCAGAAGAGUGGGAGUCAGGCACCUAAGGCGGGGUUUAUGGAGGAGUAUAUGGAUGCGUUGAGGGAGCAGGUAAGGAAUCAGAACAAGGGGGGAUGA
Molecule: messenger RNA, 441 nt
Organism: Fulvia fulva
Lineage: Eukaryota; Fungi; Ascomycota; Dothideomycetes; Mycosphaerellales; Mycosphaerellaceae
Exons: 1
Coding region: 1-441 (146 amino acids)
Source: RefSeq, a predicted model, not a curated record